This is a messenger RNA of Besnoitia besnoiti, 1389 nucleotides long. RefSeq names its product ribosomal protein L19 protein. Gene Ontology annotation, biological process: translation. The record is from RefSeq and is a predicted model, not a curated record. Lineage: Eukaryota; Apicomplexa; Conoidasida; Eucoccidiorida; Sarcocystidae. The coding region runs from base 1 to 1389 and encodes 462 amino acids. Gene Ontology annotation, molecular function: structural constituent of ribosome. Gene Ontology annotation, cellular component: ribosome; mitochondrial large ribosomal subunit. The transcript is spliced from 7 exons.
AUGCGUGUCCCGGCCGCAGUGCAUGCACUGUCCGCUGUCGUCGGGCAUGCGCCGCUGCGUCGGGAGGCGGCGUCGUGUGUCUCUGGCUUUCGCAGAGGAGUUGCAGCGCGGUCUGCAGGAACCUUUGACUCGGAAAUCGGGGCCCUGCAGAGUUCGUUGUCUUCCGCGCCUCGUCCUUCGUCUCCCUCCUCGCACUCUGCCUCCGCCUCUCUCCAGCCCGCGCUCGGUAUCCGCGCGUGGCCCUGCCCGCCUCCCCUGCCCUGUCUAUGGACCUCGAUUCGUUUUCUGCGGCAGCGCGUGCUGCCUUCGUCUUUACCCUCGCGCCGUUUUUCGGUCGAGAACCCAGAGACUGCGCGCUCGUGGCCGCCGCAGCUCGAGAAGGAGGAACAGGAGCGCCGGGAGGCGUUCCUCCAGGCGCUCGCUCAACCGACCGGCGAGAAUAUGCUACUGUGUCCGCCGCAGUGUCUGCCGCACUCUCGCGUCUACAUAGAGAAGUUGAUGGAGGAGGAGGCGCGCCUUCGGUUGUACAGGCACCUCAAGAAGGAGGAGCAAGAGGCCGCGGCGCUCACCAAACAGGGCAGCUGGGCUGGCGCGCCGCUCGCCGACACGCCCGCCGCGAAAAUGCAGCCUCUCGUCGGGAGGAAAUGCCGAGAAACCCUCCGCCAUCUGCAGGAAGCGGAAAUUGAGCGACUCGAGAAACAACGAAACUUCCAAGUGCCGCUCUUUGGCGUGGGUGAUCUGAUGGAAGUGAAGUACGAACUCUCGCGCUCUCAACAGACGUUCGCGACCUUCCAAGGGUACUGCGUGGAAGUGCGGAAGAAGCGGCUCAACUCGUCGUUCGUGCUGCGAAACUCCUACGAGGGCACGGGCGUUGAACAGCGAAUUCCGCUCUACUCACCGCGAAUAAUAUCGCUCAAGGUUGUCAGCAGCUGCGCGUCGCCGACACAAGACUUCCUUUCUCAGAGGCAUAAGCCGCUCACUCGCGACUACCGCUACAAAUGGAAAUACAACUUCCGCGGAAGAUGGAGUAGACGCAUCGGCAAACAUAAACCCGGUAUUCGGUCUGUCGAGAAGAAGAUCAGACAGAGAAUCGUUCGGAUUCGCAAGCGCUACAUGGGGCUGCGCAUCGAGGCUGGUUUGCCGCCGUACGUCUGGGGAGGCCCCUAUCCUCAGUACGGACGAAAGCGCUCGCUUUUCAUUCGCGGAGAGAUGUAUCGGCGCAUGCUCAUCUACUCCUUCGACGAGAGGCGCCGGCGAGCGGAGAAGCUGCGCAUGCGACGUGAAGCUGUGAAGUGGGGCGUCUUCAAGCUUCGGCAGCCGACCAUUCCCCCUGCUCUCACCGCCCUCCCGACGUAUCACCCUCUUUACCCUGGCAAUCUUCCGAAGUGA